Messenger RNA from Diatraea saccharalis (sugarcane borer), 4084 nucleotides. NCBI's taxonomy places the organism in Eukaryota, Metazoa, Arthropoda, Insecta, Lepidoptera, Crambidae. The record is from the annotation of a GenBank genome assembly.
GCGAAACGAGCGCGGUUUUUGAGCCAAUUUUUAAUUCAAAUUUGAAUUUAAACAAACUUUUAGUUUCAUUUGAUAAUAUAAUGUUCUAUCACCCAUAAGGCUACAUUUAAUGAUGUCAUGACGAGUAUACAGUGGCAAGGCCAGCAGAGGUGGCACAUUCCACUGGCGCAGCCCUGACAGACAUCGCCCCAGAUCGAAUAAUUACGACGCACCCUGCGACCGUAGCCCUAAAGUUAAAUUUUUUAGAACGUGUGAAAUUUUAGUUCCAAAUUCAAAAGCUCAGUAGACUAGACUGUUUGCAUCAAGGCGUAUCGUUUUGAACACCAAUGUAAUAGAAUCAGUCCAUAAAAUGGAGGAUGCCUUUAUUAUAACCAAUUUUCACUCGCUCUGUCGAUUAUGUCUGCACAAAAGCACCUUUGCCGUGUCAUUAUUUGGAGCUGCACCAGAUGACGAAACUCAUAUUCCUGUAACCUCUAAGAUUGCAGACUGUUUUGAAUUGCAGAUGGACCCUAAUGAUGGACUACCAAGUAGAAUAUGUUACAAGUGUUUAUUCAAAUUGGAGAAAUGCUGCAAAUUCAAAAUACAAUGUAUACAGAAUGAAUCAAGAUUACGGCAGAUCACAGCUCGGUCAAAUGAAAUGGAACAUUCCAAUUCAACAGAAGUAAGUACCUAUAAUUAUAAAAAUUGUCAAGAUUCUCAAAAACCAAAACCUGAAGAUUUCAUUGUAGAAGACAGUGUUGUUAUGGUUGUGGAUCCCAGUCUUGAUUAUGACUCUUCAGAAGAGUCUGAAGUAACUGAACAACCAGAUAAUGAGCCUACUGAGAGAGUGAAUACACCAGACGGAGAACCAGUAACAGAGUCUUUCUUCAAAAAUGUGUUUAUGUGUCAGUAUUGUGAUCAGGCAUUUAUCUCUCAGGAAAAAUGUACUGAACAUGAGGAUAAUUUCCAUGACCGAAAUUUACCUUAUAAGUGUGUAGAGUGCAGUUUAGUUUUUGCUGAAAGAACACAAUAUGUGCAACACACUAAACAAGUUCAUGGCAAUGACAAACCAUAUCAUUGUCCAGAAUGUGACAAAUGUUUUGGACGGAGGUCAGAUUUACGAAAACAUUCUAUAGUUCAUACCGGAAUAAGGCCAUAUCAAUGUCAUUUUUGCUUAAAAAGUUUCUCGCGUAAUACCAACUUGAGUAAACAUCUAAGAAUCCAUGCAGGCCGUAAGCCACAUGUUUGCCCCUUGUGUCCGCGAAGUUUUGUUGCUAAAGGCGAUUUACAGAGACAUGUACUUGUUCAUUCAGGCAUGAAACCUUUUGCUUGCAAAAAAUGCCCUCUUACAUUUGGAAGAAGGGAUAAAUUAUUAAAACAUGAACUUCGUCAUGGGCCAAAACCAAAAACAGAAUUUGAAAAUGAUGAUACUCAUGAUAUGGUAGUAAAUGUUAAUCCUUUUAGUAAUUUAAUGACUUCACCGCCACAAGUAAAUCCUGAUUUAUCUAAUGCUGAUUACGACCUUCCAAGAGUUCCAGAUCAUAUAUCAGGUGAAAGCAGUUUCAUUAAUCAAGUUAGGAAUCAAAAUAAAACUAAGAGUGCAUCCACUUCUGGAAAACAACUAACAAUAUCCCCCACUAAAUCUAAAGUAUUAGCUAAAAACAGGCCUAAAAACAUCAAAUGUCAUCAGUGCCCUAAACGAUUUUCUUCUUUAGAUGCUUAUAAAACUCAUGUCUCUGUUGCUCACAUUGGAUCACGAGUUUUUCAAUGCAAAAUUUGUUUUAAAAAAUUCCCACGGAAAAGGGAAUUAGAUCGGCAUGCUGCUCUGCACAGUGGUAUGAAACCAUUUUCUUGCAGUCAAUGUGAUAAGAAGUUCACUAGGAAAGAUAAAUUAGAUAAACAUGAAGAAACGCACGAAUGCUUGGUUGUGAAUAUGCCUUGCAUAGAAUGUGGAGCCACAUUUGAGAAAAAAGCUGAAUUAGUGGCACACAUUAAGUCGCAUUUUACUGAUAACUAUGAUGAUAAGAACUCUGAGACUGAAAUAAAAAAAGAAGAGCCUGAUUUCCUUUCAGAUGAUAAUUUUUAUGAUUUAGGAACUUGAGAUUUGGCUUUUGGCAUUUAACAAAUGUCUUACAAUUCACUAUUUUUAUUGACAGCAUUGUUCCUCACAUUGUACUUAUGUUUAUGUUAAUUGUUACAAAGAUACUGUUAGAUGUGAUAUAAACAACAUAAGUUGUGAUCAAACUACUUAUGUUAUUUAUCUCAUAUAUUUAAUUUUGCGAGUUGAAGACUAGUAGAAUGUUGAAGUAUAGCAUUUUAAAUCAUUCAUUUCAAAAAUGUAUUAAUAAUAUACAUAAUUGUAAAAUGUAGAAGUUAUAUAAUAGCUAAUGCAUAUGAAUAAAUAUUGAAAUUAUUAUAACUGUAUACUAUCACUAUAUUCUUUACUUUCAAAAGAUAGUUAUGAUUAAAAUUAAUUAAUAUUUUUUUCGUAUUUGUUUUCUUCACACCUUACUUCAAUGUUAACUGAUAUUUUUCGGCAUCCACAUGUAAAGUAACAUUUAUAUACUAAUGUUAUAUAUUUGAGAUUCAUGCCUUUUGUUAGCAAUAUUAAGCCUAAAUUUAAUGUAAUUUUGACUUGGGUCAGUAAUUAUUCUUAAGAAUCAUUGUUAAAAUUUUAAUGUUAUUAAUUUUCCAAAGAUAAUUAAUUAAAUAGAUAUGCAUAAUUUGUGGGUGUAAAUAUUUGGUAAUGAUAGCAGAUUUUUUGUUAUAAUUUUAUGGUAUGACAAAUAAUAAUUGUAACAAACUCAACUGUCAUUUAUAUCUUAAAUAAUAUUAGAUAGAAUGUCAUGACUAUAAUAAUAAGUUGUUUUCAUUUUAAUUAGUACUUAUCUAUGAGAAUUAUAUAGAAGAGACAUCAAUUCUGUUUAAAAACUAAAAGUUAUCAUUUUGAUUGUAUAUAAGAUUGUAAAGGUAUUAGAUUGUAUUAUAUAUAAGAUAUGUAUGUAUUUUAUUAUUUUUUAUUUAAAUCUUCAUUCACAAAAAAAUAUAUAUUGGCAGACUUAAUGCCUUAGGCAUUCUCUCCCAGUCAACAUACUAAGGUUGUGCACACUAGUGCUGUGUGGAAACCGAUGGUUAAUCUAGACAAAAAUCUUUCUGUUUAUUGCUGAAAAUGUGAUUUAAAUAACAAAUGCUAUAGAAAAGAGGUGCAUUGAAUAAAUAAGAUUGCAUACAAUUUUCAAAAUACUUUCUAUUCAUUUCCUUAUUAAAUAAAAUACUCCAGCUGCUUCUUAUUUAAAAUUUAACCAGCUAAUGGAUUUGCAUGAAUAGUCACAGAUGUUAUUCUUGCUUCAUUAAUUGGUCUGAAUGUUUUGGGAUUAACUUGCAUUUUUUCUAAAUCAUCAAGAGCUUCAAACCCAUCAAUAAUCCUGGAACAUCAAAUUAAAAUUGAGCAGGUACUUUUCCAAUAUUAAAUCAAUUUGUGUAAAUUUCACAUUACCUUCCAAAUACAGUAUAUUUGAGAUCUAAAUGAGGCUGUUCACCAUAUGUAAAGAAAAACUGGCUUCCAUUUGUAUUUGUUUGUCACAAUAGUAAAAUUUAUGACAGCUUAUUAUACCUUGAGUUCUUCUUUAAAUUCAUCUUCGAAUUUUCUCCCCCAUAUUGAAGUACCUCCUUUACCAGUACCUGUAGGAUCUCCAGUCUGAACUAUGAAACCCUGCAAUUUAAGUUUUAUGAAACAAAUUAUGCUAAAUUCGGUAAAAUUUUAGUGAUAAAGAUGUUCAUAAUUAUGAUUAAUAUUACCUUGAUAUUUCUAUGAAAUAAACAUCCAUUAUAAUAAUCACUACCACAUAGUGCUAAGAAGUUUUCACAUGCCUUGGGACAUUGUUCACAAAAUAGUUCAAUUUUUAUAUCUCCCAUAUCGGUAUGUAAUGUUACAGACAUUUUAUCAGGAUUUCUAAAAGACUAUCUUUUCUAACUUAUAAGUCUAUUUUAUUCUCAUACCAAAGUAAUAAAUUUUAUUCAAUUUCCAAGGGAAUUAAGACACACAAGUAAACAAACAACAAGCUUAACGGCUCUGGAUUCAAGUCCUUUUGAGCCAUACAUUAUU